Messenger RNA from Helianthus annuus (common sunflower), 1334 nucleotides. RefSeq names its product trihelix transcription factor GT-3b. Bases 225 to 1172 code for a protein of 315 amino acids. Lineage: Eukaryota; Viridiplantae; Streptophyta; Magnoliopsida; Asterales; Asteraceae. The transcript is spliced from 2 exons. The record is from RefSeq and is a predicted model, not a curated record.
CAAAACACAAGUCUGCAGCUAGUGCUUGUUUUCCCACCUUGAGUCAACCAACAAAAAGCACUUUUUUGACUUUUUCCGGCAUAAAUCUCCACCCACCCCCACCGCCGAUUCACCCUUUCAACCGCAAACCACCACCACAACCACCAACACCAAUGUCUCAUACUCACAUGAACCACACAAUCCAAUUCCAAACUUCAUAAACCACACAUAUCAUCAACAAAAUCAUGUUCGGUGGCAACAGCAACAGCAGCAGCAGCGGCGGUGGAGACAGGGUACUUAACAACAAUGAAACCCUAACUCGAUUGACACAUAUGAUGAUGACUGAACCUCCACCGCCGCCGCCGCAGCCGCCGCUGUUGCCGCUGCCAGCGGUGGCUGGCGGUGUUGGGGAUACUGAGAGGGUGCCGAUGUGGAGCCAGCAGGAGACGAGGGAUUUGAUUGCGAUUAGAGGGGGGUUAGAAGGGGAUUUUACUGUGGCGAAGAGGAAUAAGAGUUUGUGGGAGGUGGUUGCUGCCAGGAUGAAGGGGUUAGGGUAUAGGAGAACUCCGGAGCAGUGUAAAUGCAAGUGGAAGAACCUCAUCAGUCGAUAUAAGGGAAAGGAGACAUCUGAUCGCGAUAACACCCGUUCAUUCCCAUUUUUUAACGAACUACAUGCUCUAUUCACCGAAAGAGCACCAAACACACCACAGACACCCUUUGACCCUGAAGCGGGUUCCAGCCAGUCAAAGUCAAGGAAACGGGUCGCAAGAACUGAUUCUUAUCAAUCACUUGAAGAAAUCUCAGAAGAUGAAGACGAAUACAAAGACCAACAACCAAGGAAGAAACCCGAUAGGGGAAAACAGCCACAGACAUCAAAUAUUGACAAACCUGCAACUCCAAAACCGUCUAAUUCAGGAAACAAUUCGAUUCAAGAGAUUUUGCAUGAUUUCUUUCAGCAGCAGCAGAUGAUUGACAUGCAAUGGAGACAGUUGAUGGAGAAACAUGCUUAUGAAAGGCAAAUGUUUGAGCAAGAAUGGCGUCAAUCGAUGGAGAGAAUGGAAAGGGAGAGGAUGAGAACCGAACAGUCGUGGAGGGAAAAAGAAGAACAAAGAAGGAUUAGAGAAGAGGGUCGUGCUGAGAGAAGAGACGCGCUUUUGACGUUACUACUCAACAAACUCGUGGAGGAUCAAUGAUUUUGAUCUUACAGGUGUUGUUCUUCAUAGGAAGAUAUUGUACAUAUGCAAGUAAAAGAUAUACAUGAGAAACUUAAGAUUAGAAAACUUAUGCUUACCUGAGAUAGUGACUUGUCUAUGCUAACUGUCUUUGUUAUGUUUAAUGAUAUAUAUUUCAUAGUU